Punica granatum (pomegranate) is the source of this 2440-nucleotide messenger RNA. Lineage: Eukaryota; Viridiplantae; Streptophyta; Magnoliopsida; Myrtales; Lythraceae. The record is from RefSeq and is a predicted model, not a curated record.
AAAACAGAGGGGGGGAGAGAGAGAGGGGAAGGGGAGGAGGAGGAGGAGGAGGAAGAAGGAGCAGCGAAGUGAGACCGGGAAGCCUUCCUUUCACACUCACUCUCUGCUCGAUCUCAGGCGGCAGAAUCCGAUUUUUGGAACCCAUUGCCUCGCCAAAUCGAGUGGCUGAAACCCUAAUCGGUUGUUGAUUUUGGGCAUUUUCUUGGCACCUUUCGUCGCCGAUCACCCCGUCGGCGGAUUUUCAUUCCCCGAGAGAGCAAGCCCCAGCUUUCGACCCACCAAUGGCCGCAGAAGCCGCUGAUACUGUUGGCAACAUCACCAGCCCCCCGAUCGCAGCUCCCCGAUCAUCGCAGUACCACUUCGCUGAGUCGCCUAAGAGCCCCCACCAGCCCCGACAGCCGGCGAAGCCGGCCACGUCAGCUUGGAGCCACGUCGCUCACGGAGAGUCUCAGCCUGUUGUUGCGGCUGCACCGCCGGUUGAGCCGGCGGUUGGAUAUUCGUCCUCGUCGGCGUCAUCGUCGACGGCGGGGGAUGAGGUGGGGACCGAGAGCGGGACCGGAGCCAAUGGUGGGGCGGGCAAGAGGGUCCCGUGGAACAAACCGUCUAAUGGGCCUGGGCCUGAGGCUGCUGGCCCAGUCAUUGGGGCCGAUUCCUGGCCCGCUCUGUCAGCGUCCCCCAAGAGGAGUUCGCGGAAAUCUUCCUCGGAAUCAGCGAAAGUUUCGUCCGAUGGAUCAUCUUCGGUGUCCGCCCCAGCCUCGCAGGGAUCUGGAAAUGCAUCUUCUUCUGCUGCUGCUGCUGCUGCUUCUUCUUCUUCUUCUUCUUCACAGAGGCAGUUGAAUUCUCAUGGGAAUACUCAUUUAAAUGUGAAUAAUCAGAUGCCUUUGCAUCAGAGAUCAAUGAAGGGUAACAAUGGGAGCGCGACUUUAAAUGGCGAUGCUCCUCAAUCACCAGGUCCACGGAAUCCAUCACUAGACUCACAGUCGAUCAAGUCUUCCCCUAGGGAUGAUAGCCAGAGAAGUGGUUCAGCUUCAGAAAACCAUGGAGGCCAUGAGCACCAACAGCAGCAGCGAAACUCUUUUAAAACUCGUAGUGGUGGAACAUAUCAACGUGGAGAUGGUUCCCACUCUCAAAGUUAUGCAAAUAGGCGUGACCAAGAUCGUACCAAUCAAGAGUGGAAUCCUCGAGGCUUUAACCAUAAUAGAGAUGCUCGUAUGCAUCAACAACAGAGAGGUUAUCCAAGGUAUGGCAGGGUUUCACAUCCUGCAGCACCAGUAAUCCCUCCUGUUUCUGGUCAAUUUAUUCCUUUGCCACAACCUCGGCAUUUUGCUGUGCCGCCCAUGGGGGGUUAUAAUGAUAUGGCACCUCCAGUGUAUGUGUUGCCAUUUCAACAUCCGGUGAAUUUUGUCUCACCGAUGCCUCCACAUAUGGUUAAUUUUCAACCACCAGAUCCUAAUUUGUAUACAAAGAUCAUUGAUCAAAUAAAUUAUUAUUUCAGCAAUGACAAUUUAGUCAAAGACACUUACUUGCGGCAAAACAUGGAUGAGCAAGGCUGGGUUCCUGUUGCUUUAAUUGCAAGCUUCAAGAAAAUUUUGCAACUGACAAACAAUACACAGCUAAUACUGGAUGUUGUGCGUAAUUCCCCUAUGGUGGAAGUGCAGGGGGACAAGCUGAGGCGGCGUAAUGACUGGGGGAAAUGGAUAAUGCUGCCUGCUAUUCAAUUUCCUGAAGCUUCAGGUGCUCGAUCCACUGUUGAUUCUGUGGCAACUUCUGUUCAGACCCUUUCUUUGGAUGAAAGGACUGGAAACAGUGAUACUGCUAAGGCUGAAGCAGCUCGGGCCGAUACGUCAAUCGGUACGAGCAAUUAAGGAGAACUUGAGAAUGAAAUUUUUGAUCGGGAAAUAUGUGAGGAAUAUAAACCUGCUUUUACGCGAGGUAGAAAAUUGGGGGGAAGAAGAAAAUUUGGAAACUAUAGACAGGUAGGGAGAGGGGGGAUAGUGGUGUUACUCUGCUGUCAGAGUUUGAGCAGCCUACAGCACAACUUUUAUGUCUUUUUACAUUAUCUGGGAGGCAUACGAUGUGGGCUUCAUGUUUUUAUAUACCUUUCCUUUGGGGGGAUUUUGAGUACUUCCCUCUCACUGCCCCUCAGCUGGCUUUUUGAAUUCUUUGGGGGGUCAGAUUGAAUCUUUUCUUUUUUUUUUCCUGGGCGAUGAUGAGCUUACCGGAGAAACUGAAGGAAGACAACUGUUUAGGCAGCGAGCUUUGAGUUGCUAUUGCUUGAGCUAAUGGCUCUGUUAGUUCAAGAACCAUGCUAUUGACUCUUUUAACUUUUGUUCUAUUUUAGGACAUAUAUGGAUCCAUUAAUGAUCUGUACCUAUUCCUUUAUAACUUUAUGGGGGAGACUUAUGUUAUAUAUUAUGUAUGGAGAUAAGACUUGCAUGUA